Messenger RNA from Spodoptera littoralis (African cotton leafworm), 656 nucleotides. The record is from the annotation of a GenBank genome assembly. NCBI's taxonomy places the organism in Eukaryota, Metazoa, Arthropoda, Insecta, Lepidoptera, Noctuidae.
UCUAUUCUAUAAACUAACCUAUCCAUUGUAUCUUUCCAGUUGAGAUCUACCUAUCGCCUGUGGAGACACACUGCAGCAAUGUGGACUACUUCAUCCCUGACGAGAACAACGAGACGAAAGGCCUUUCGGACGACGCGAUGAACAGGCUGCAUAUGGCGCGCUCAACGGUAGCUCUGUUCAUCGUGGCGUUCCUAGCAUUGUUCAUUGCCUUCUGGACUGGCGUGGUCGGCUGCUGGAAGCGCAGUCCUGGCAACAUCACCGCCACAGCCAUACUUAUGCUUGUCACAUGUUUAUUAGCAGCGGGUGCGAUGGCAUUAUGGCAUGGCGUGGAGUUCUACGAGAAGGAAAAGGUUGUUGGAGAGGAGUACUACCAACAGUGGCCUAAUAUAUUACGUGACAACUCGCGCGUGUGGUACGACUGGUCGUACAUGGUCGCGUGGUGCGGCGUGGGCCUGUCGCUGCUGUCCGCCAUCUUGUUCUCGUCGGCGGCCAUUUGCUUGCGCGGCGAGCGGGAGCGGGAGGAGGCGCUUAACAUGCAGUACCUCAUGCCCGUGUACCCACAAAAGCAGCAGUACGCUUACGCGGGCUACCCGCCGCCCCAGGCGUACCCGGGCCCCUACUACCACGGGUCGCAGUACGGCCCCUACAACUACUGA